Molecule: messenger RNA, 841 nt
Organism: Linepithema humile (Argentine ant)
Lineage: Eukaryota; Metazoa; Arthropoda; Insecta; Hymenoptera; Formicidae
Product: guided entry of tail-anchored proteins factor 1
Biological process (GO): tail-anchored membrane protein insertion into ER membrane
Cellular component (GO): GET complex
Molecular function (GO): protein-membrane adaptor activity
Source: RefSeq, a predicted model, not a curated record
CCUUCUAACAGGCGCCUGAUGGAAUAAUUGUUUCAUGUUUACCCCAAUGUUUAUUCAGAUUGUCUUUAAAGUAUGUGAUAUUAAUUUUGUCGUGUUUCUCUUAGUGCAAAAUGUGUUGCAUUUAUAAUUCUAUGCAAUAAAAACCGCGAUCUUGAAUUUUUUUAACGUGCCAUACACGAAAUCGAGCGAAACGCAAGUGUCGAGAAACACAAAUUGAAAAUAUAGGUUAUUUUGUAUAUAAAUCUCCUUUAAGUUAUUUAACAUGAAUUUACUCGUAUUGUCCACAUUGAGUUGCAUUCUGGAUCACGUUAUACCUUUUUUCAUUAAAUUUAUUAUAUCAUACAUGUUUGUGGAACAAAAAGACUACAUUGAGUUACAAAAUGAAUUAAGCAAUUUGAAAAAGGAAAUGGCAGGACUCUCCAUGGUGGAUGAGUUUGCCAAGUAUGCCAAACUUCAACGCAAGUGCAAUCAAGUGGAAAAUAUCUUGAAGGAAAACAAAAAUCAAAGGUUGAGCUCGAGGCUGAAACUGCAGAUGUCGUUAACUUAUACCUUUCGUGUACUAAACGGUGUGUUAAUCUUGUUCCUUUUGUUUAUGUAUAAGAAAGAGCCAGUAAUUAUUCUGUCAGAAGGCAUGUUAUGGCCAAUCCAAGAUUUUCUCAGUUGGCCAAGUCAACACGAUAAUGCUAUUUCUUUAGCAGUGUGGGUUGUAAUUGCUCGGUUAGGAAUAUUUGCAUGCAAAAAUCUCCACUUGUGAUUUAAUAAGGUGUUUUGUGUAAAUAUUUUACUUUAUUUAUAAUUUAUUAUAAAUUCUACAUUGAAUAAACAAAACGUUUCCAAAUGC